Gloeophyllum trabeum ATCC 11539 is the source of this 848-nucleotide messenger RNA. RefSeq names its product NAD P-binding protein. Bases 1 to 798 code for a protein of 265 amino acids. Lineage: Eukaryota; Fungi; Basidiomycota; Agaricomycetes; Gloeophyllales; Gloeophyllaceae. Gene Ontology annotation, cellular component: membrane. The record is from RefSeq and is a predicted model, not a curated record. The transcript has 6 exons.
AUGUCCGCCACGCCAGGGAUUGCCGAUAGCAAGUGCGUGCUGGUGAUCGGGGCAACCGCAGGUAUAGGAAGGGCCUUGGCCGCUAGCAUCCACUCGUUGCCCUCGAAACCUACCGUGGUCGUAUCUGGUCGACGCCAGCAACGUCUCGACGAGCUGUGCAAGACAGGUCUGGAGACUAUCCAAUUCGACGCGAACACCGAUGCAAAGAGCUUGAAAGCGUUCGUAGAUGACCUCCUGGAGCGAUAUCCACAGUUGGACACCAUAGUGUUCUCCGCCGCAGUGCAACAGGAGUUCGAUUUCGCCAAACCGGAGACCAUAGACUUGAAGAAAUUCUAUAGCGAAUUGAAUCUGAACUACGUUAUGAUAGUGACAUUAAUCACGUACUUGCUUCCGCAUUUCUUCAAGCUUGGGGAACAGGGUCAGCCCUGUUUUAUCGUUCCAAUCACGUCGAAUCUAGGCAUUGCGCCCGGCGCGUGGACCCCUUGCUACUCUGCAACCAAGGCUGCUUUGCAUAGUCUGAGUCUGUCUCUCAACGAGCAGCUGAAGGAUACCAAUGUCCACAUAAUGGAAAUAAUGCCUCCCCUUGUUGAAUCAGAGCUGCACGACACCGCCGGAAAUACAGGGAAAGUGGCCAAAUAUUGGAUGCCGCUUGAGAUGUUCGUGCACGAUGUCAUGGAGGGUCUGAAGAGAGGGGACAGGACAAUCGCCGUCGGCCUCUCUAGGGAGCAAUAUGAAAGAUUUGAAAAGGGCAAGGAAGACGUCGUACACCAGACCAUGGAAGUGUGGAAGACAUGGUAGCAAAUGUAGUACAGGCUUGCAUUGUCCGACACGUCCGAAAUCCUCCUUUC